AUGCAAGAGGUUGAUGACAUAUUCCAUGAGUUAAUCAGGAAAAUUGGCUACACACAUGGCAACAUCUCUGGCUUCUGCGGGAGUAUUCACAACAAACAUGGGACCUGCAUAAAAAGGUGUACGGAAAUUGUAAAUUUAAUGCUAUACAUGAAGGGGUAUGAACAUAAAGGCACACAAGGAUUGCAGAGAAGGCCAGUAAACUCGGGCACGUGGCAGCAGUUUCAAGAAUAUUUAAGAUGUACAGUAACGAUGGAAGCUUUAUUACGACUCUAUGGAAGGAAUGGGGAUCACAUCACAGUAAUGGACGAGGUUUCGAAGGAGUUAGAACAGGGGAAAACAUUUGUGAAGCAGAGGCUUGAAAGUGGAAUAUGUGAAAACAGAGAUUGGGCGAAGGUAUUAUUCCAAUCAAAGAGUAUGGGAACGGCCUUACAGAAUCGAUUAAACAGCUUGCGUGAAAGGUGGACACCAGCAAAGGUACCGGCUCGAAGCACAUCAGGAAAAUGUGGAUGGGAUGAUACAGAAGGGACUGACAAUGCCGGGCAGCCGAACCGUGACGAAGACUGUAAUGCACAGGCGCGGGCGAUACCACAGCACGAUGAGCUCAUGAAGGCCAUAAAGGGCGUGGUGGACGAAGGACACACCUUUCCGAACGUACAUAAGGUGUUACAGGACAUGCAAAAACCAGGGCAAUCCCAGGACAUAUGUCGACUAGAGCAGAAGAUAAAGGAGGGGGUCCAGCACGUGCAGAAACAAGCGGAGGGGCGGCAUGAAGCCACUCUGGGGGCGACGGAACCGCACACACCACCGCAGACGCCCGCCGUCCACGAUUCCGGUGCGACGUUCAACGUAGCCAAACCAGCGCGAGACACACCGGUAGCACCGGGAGCCACGGCAACACCACCGGCACCGGCAGCAACAACGCACAUGCGGGGGAACAGCACCCCUUCGUUGAGCCGAGCGAGCAGCGGCUACGACGGAAGCUGCCCCACUUCGGUCGAGCACAUCAUCGUUGAGCCGUGCGCAGAUGUGCGCGGCGGCGGCCACGACGGUAGCGGUAGCGGUAGCGGUAGCGAAGCACCGGACGAGGGACGAGGCACGGCGACAACAACAUCACCUGGGAGCGGUGGACGGACCACACGCAGUGCAGCUACUGGUGUAGGACCAGUCAAUAAGGGGGAUACGCAAGCGGCGAAAGAUUUUUUAGUGAAAGUUCUCGUGAGUUAUAUAAAGGACAGGGGCAUACCCGGGAAUGAUAGGGAUAGGACGUUUAACGACACAUUCUGGGCGGACAUGAAGACUGUUUACGACGAAUUUGUCACAUAUAUGGACAACACGGAUCAGGAGGCCCUGUAUGGGACACUGUGUCACGCGGCUGCACAGAAUCCGCAUCAGGAACACAUGUUACAGAGUGACCUUGUCGUAUGUGAGUUUAUGUUGGGUGCGUUGCUUUUUAAGCAUGGGCUCAAUGCGUCUCGCGCAGGCAGCAGUGCGCAAGGGACUGUAGAACCCGUAACACCAACGCAACGCUAUAUGAAGUGUAUGAUAGUGAAUGUAUUCAUACAUAGUAUGCUUGGUCAGGAUUGUCUAGACACCACGGGUGCAGGGUAUGCAGAAAAAGCUAUAUAUGAAUUAUUGAAGCCCGAAUCUGGGUUCCACGAGAAUGCUACGUGUGACGGUGUAGACUUUAGUAACACAACAGUAGCCGGGGGUAACUUAAGGCACAAAAUAAGAGAAUGGAUAAAGCAGGAAAAGAUAAAGUGGGGCGAUACAGAAGCUGCAGGAAUAUUAAGCAGUAGGUGUAAACAGUGGAGGCAAGAAGGACAGAGACAGAGCGGAAUAGCGAAAACGCACGUGAACCACAUAGAUAACGAUGAGGAGAAAAAAAUACAGGACGAGGUUAAACACAUAAAGGGAGAAGUGACGGCCGCAAUGGACAAAGUACACAAGAGUAUUGACAUCGAUAAGGAAGAAAUACAGAGCACGGCCGCUGCGAAGGUGGCCGCGACAAAACCGGCAACACCACCACCACAGCAACCGCCAAUUUUUCGCUCCUUUUUACUUUGUUCCUUUCUUUUUUCCUCUUAUGCCAAAUUUUAUCCCGUAAGCGUCUUCCAAAUAGUUACGGGGAAACGCAAAAGAAAAUGA
Messenger RNA from Plasmodium fragile, 2145 nucleotides. RefSeq lists its product as uncharacterized. Lineage: Eukaryota; Apicomplexa; Aconoidasida; Haemosporida; Plasmodiidae. The record is from RefSeq and is a predicted model, not a curated record. The coding region runs from base 1 to 2145 and encodes 714 amino acids. The transcript has 4 exons.